AUGCAGCCGCCGGACAAGGGUGCCUUCCUGUGGUCCACUCGGGGCCUCAUGGUGGUGCUGGCCUCCAGCGUGUGCGGGGUGGGGUAUCUGGACCGCGCCGCGGCGGGCCUUCUGGUGGUCCCCAUGGCCGAGGACGGGCUCGGCUGGAGCAUGGAGGAGGACACUCGCGGGCGCAUCCUCUCCGCCUUCUUCACCGGCUACAUCUGCACGCAGAUCCCCGGCGGGCUGGUGGCGCAGCGGCUGGGGCCGCGGCGCGUGCUGGGCAGCGCGCUGGCGGUGUGGAGCCUGGCCGCGAUGUCGGCGCCAGAGGCCGGCGGACCUCUCCGACGCUGCUGUUCGCCACGUUGUUCGUCAUGGGCUUGGUCCAGGGCCCAAUGA
This is a messenger RNA of Prorocentrum cordatum, 378 nucleotides long. Lineage: Eukaryota; Dinophyceae; Prorocentrales; Prorocentraceae. The record is from the annotation of a GenBank genome assembly.